Messenger RNA from Pseudo-nitzschia multistriata, 2390 nucleotides. The record is from the annotation of a GenBank genome assembly. Lineage: Eukaryota; Bacillariophyta; Bacillariophyceae; Bacillariales; Bacillariaceae.
CACCGCACAGCAAUUGCAAGGGAAGGAAACGAACCAUUCAUUUCAUUGUUUUGAAUCAUUUCCAACUACUUGUACCCACAUGCUGUCACUUUACGAUCACGAGAACUAAUACAACAUGAGACAUCAACACCAUUCCCUUAACAGCCGUCGCGAGUACCGUGGAGGAUGGUCGACUUCCAUAGGCGCUUUGCUCGAUGAUCCCAAUCGGAAGAGCAAUUGCUGCGCAUUGACUUGUUGCGGGAUAUUCUUGUAUGAUAGAACAAACUAUCUUGUAACAGGGAAUCGUCCCAACUKGAAGCGACGGCGUACUACUCACAUUCGAAUUCCGCUGUUGAUCCUAAUUACUAUUGCCAUCUCGGGAAUGGUGUCCACGUGUGACGACUUCGACGAUAAUUGCACAUCGGGAGGUCUAAUCGUAUUCUUCCUCGAACUCUUUUUUGUGGGCUAUCUUAUUUUCUUGUGCUGUUUGGGAGGCAAAAACCACGGAGUCCUGCGCCAAGCCGUCCACCAAAAAAUGAGAGACCAGCAACUUGGUGGUUCGGAAGAGCAGCAAACGCCUACGGAUAUCUCCACCAACCGAAAACCCUUGGGCUGCUGCUCGUGUUACCCCUAUGACGUGGUGCUUUCGGUGAACGAAGGAGAUGAUCCAGACGAUGCAGAUGACUCGCGAGGUUCCAAAGGAAUGGCGUCCCCCGAUCUUUCCACGUGCUUGUUCCGGGCCUGGAGCAGUUUCUGCUGUGGCGCUUUGUGCCAGUGUUGGUGCCAGUGCUGCGGAAUGUGUGCCAUCGGACAGGAAGACAGGGAACUCGAGCUCAUCCUGGAAAAAGACGGCAAUUCAGCUGCACUUCACAUCGACUACAUUACAUUCCAGCCUUAUUCCGAGUACUUUCCAGCGAUCCGCGACCUACAGAAUUCAAGAGAGGGGUCAUUUGCCAAACACCGGUUGGCUUUGUCGGACCUCUCCAAAAGGAUUCUACGCUACGCGGCCUUUAUUGUACUCUUAUAUUGUGCACUCUUCAUUGUAUCUCAGGAGCACUACGGAAUCAAGAUCGGGGUGGCCUUGGGCGUUUGGGCACAGCCUUGCGUCGUCUUGUACUUUGUAUGGUGGAGGUGGAACCGGUUCGAUAUUUCUUUGGAUGCUGUGAUCAAGUACUUUGCGUCUGGGUACCUUAUUGGGAUGUUUCAAGCCUUGAUUGUUGAAACGAUUAUUUUUAUUCCAUACGCGGCUUUCAUGGCAAUUGGAAUCGCCAUAGAGAUUAGGGGCGAAGUGGGGCAGGAUACGGUCGCUCCUGCGACGUAUUUGACGUAUUUCAGUGAUGGCAAGAAUACUGCACAGAUGAUGAAAGACUACUGGGGAUUGAAUGCUAUCUUUAUGUUUGUCUUGGCAUUUGUCAUUGCGGCAUUAGUUGAAGAGAUUGUCAAGUACUAUUGCUAUUGGACACUAGAAACACCGGAGCAAGUUGGUGAUAGGCAGAAAUCAAAAUUGAGCCAAGCAAAUUACAUCACUAUCGGCAUGGUAUCAGCUGCUUUGGGAUUCGCUUGCAAGGAAAAUAUGCAAUACGUAUUCCAAUCUAAAAACGUGAGAGACGAAAUAUUGACUCUCGUCUUGCGUUCUAUCCUAGCCGUGCACCCAGUUUGUGCUGCAAUCCAAUCUCUUGGUGUCGUGAAACGCGACAUCCAAGGCGAUCCUUCAUCUUCGCUGGGCCGAAUUCUUUUUCCUGCCAUCCUUUUGCACGGGCUCUUUGAUUUUGUUGAGCUGUUACUCAGCUAUUUCUUUGCCAUUGACAUGUUGAAUACAAAAGGGACGCUUGACUCAAACGAGGGUGUAGUCACGACGGUUGGAGUUGGAGUUAUCUUCAUGAUUGUGGGAUUGACGUAUUACUUUUGUCGUGCUCGUCAACAACGAAACGAGCUUGCUCUUUCUGACUUCAGCGAAGGUACUUCAAGCUUAGAGUUAAACCCUAUUCUUUAGUCAGAAAAGAAAACAGGCAUGAACAAUAUUAGGUUGAACCAAUUCUUCUUUCAUGGACAACUUUGCCGGUCACUUCCGAUCUCUGUGGUUAUUUUUGCUUCUAUUUCUGCCAUGAGAGACGCGAAGGAACUCCUAUCAUUGUGUUCCUUGCAACUGGAAUGCCGAAUUGGAAAGGACACGUGGUAUAAUCAGACGGGAUGUAACUUGUGUCUGUCUCGAAAAUGAUGUGUUGUUGUUAUGGUUGUAUCAACGUACAUUUUACCGCACAGCGGCCCGUAGAACAGUGUCUUUCGUCUGAAGAUUUCAACCAUGAUUCAUGGAAUGUGCAGGAGGUAGAAUGAAUAAAAACGUGUGCAAGCGUGUAAAAUACUUAUCCAUUAGGCAUGUAAUUCAGGAGCUAUAAAAUUAUAAGGUAGUC